AUGUGCCGAGUUGACAAACAGCGUGGAGCUAGCCAAGAAAGUGGACUGCUUAGUUAUGCUAAUCCAAACUACCAAUUGAAUUCUUCUGAUGAGAAUUGUAAUAUAGAAACUAUUGAUGAAUAUGAUGAUUUAUAUGAAGGAAUAGAUAUUGCUUGCAGAGUGUCCAGACGACCGGGUAUUCGGAAUAGGCGCAAAUAUGCUAGUUUGGAUCCCGUGUCUAUGGGUGUGGACCUUGACUUAGAAACUACUCCAAUGCUUACCACAGAUACUGAAAACAACUUAAAUCAGGCAGAGAGUGUUUUACCAAGACAAGAACAAUUUUUUAAUGACAAUGGUAAUUCAGUUUUUGACUCAAAUGAGAACAAAGACAUGGGAAGAAAAUCAAGUUUCUUAGAUUAUUAUAUUAGCCUUGAAACAUCUUCACAGAAACAAAAAAACAUACCUGCCUUUCAAACUGUAUGCAACUCAGAUAGCUCUUCACAGAAGUCACCAACACCAUCAUCUGCUGAUAAAGAUUAUGUGACCGUUGAUGCAAAAGGACAGAUUCACUCAGAUGGAGUUUAUCAUGUUCAAAGUCCAUUUUCUGAAGAUUCUUGCUCGGUUCCUCACAAAACGUGUAUUUUAUCACAUGAAGAAAAGCCUAGUUCCUUGUUAAAUAUCCCUGUUAGAUUCAAUGGUUCUUCUAAUUCUGAAAAAGUUUCAUUCUCAGAAUCAGAUGAUAAUGACUUUCUGCCUACAGGUUGGGAAAAGCAUGAAGAUGAUAGUGGCCCAUACUAUUGGCAUAUCAGUAGUGGAACAAUACAGCGUGAACCUCCUGUUAGCAUGGAUUGUAAUAAAACUCCAACAAGAAUGGCCAAAGAUUUUGAUCUGAUGACCACAAGAAAUGAAUUCUGUGCAAAUUCCUAUAAAACGUCCUCAUGCUCUAUUAAUCUUGCAACUGAUUCAACUUGCAACAGCAUUUUAAGAAUGAGUUCCAUCGACGAGAAACUUAAGAGAAGAAGUUGUCCUGAUGGAUCAUGUAGCUUAACUCAAGAUAAAAGGCCUAUUCGAUUUGCUGUCAGAUCACUAGGAUGGGUAGAAAUUGCUGAAGCUGAUUUGACUCCAGAAAGAAGCAGCAAAGCUGUAAAUAAAUGUAUUGUUGAUUUAUCAAUGGGAAGAAAUGACAUUCUUGAUGUUGUUGGACGAUGGGGUGACGGUAAGGAUUUGUUUAUGGAUUUAGAUGAUUAUUCAUUAAGGUUAAUGGAUACUCAGGAUUUAACUGUAUUGAACACCCAACCCAUUCAUACUAUUAGAGUUUGGGGAGUUGGUCGUGAUAAUGGGAGAGAAAGAGAUUUUGCAUAUGUGGCUCGUGAUCGUGUUACAAAGAAACACAUGUGCCAUGUAUUUCGUUGUGACAUACCAGCACGAAUCAUUGCUAACACAUUGAGAGACAUCUGCAAAAAGAUAAUGAUUGAAAAAAGCCUUCAACGCAGCAUGGAGAAAGGUAAUGAAGCAAUAUUGCUGAAGAAGAGUGAAAAUUCAAACAGUUUGCGUGGAACCCCUACAAGGCCUACUGACUUGCCUAUGGAACAGCACCAGUUUCAGCAUUCAGAUUCUAAUACUUACACUGGUCCAUUUUUCCCUACACCAAUGGAAGAACCAAAAAAGGUUCUGAAAGUGCAUUAUCUGGGAUCUAUCAAUGUUAAAAAGGCCACUGGAGUUGAAAUUUUGAAUGAUGCUAUUGAGCAGCUUACGUCUUCACUACCAUUAUCUGAAUACAAAUAUGUUAAUGUUGCUGUAGCUCCAUCUACAAUUACAAUAUCAGAACUAGGAGAAGAAGGAAAGCAGUUAGCUGAAUGCCGAGUGAGAUUUUUAUCAUUUCUUGGGAUUGGCAAGAAUGUUAAGAAUUGUGGGUUUAUAGUUCAUACUGCUCAAGAUGAUUUUGUAGCUCAUGUUUUUCAUUGUGAGCCUUCAUCAGGAGCACUAUGCAAAACUAUUGAAGCAGCUUGUAAAUUACGUUACCAAAAGUGCUUAGAUGCUCAUAGACAAGAUGCUGAUCGAAAAAAAAUGGAAGCACAAAGAAAGGGUUUAGGAACAACUUUAAAAAAUGCAUUUGGAACAUUUUUUCUAACUCGACUGACGAAGAGCGCUGAAACAUGAAAACAGAAAAUUGCUUUUAGACAAA
This is a messenger RNA of Uloborus diversus, 2164 nucleotides long. RefSeq names its product protein Fe65 homolog. The record is from RefSeq and is a predicted model, not a curated record. Gene Ontology annotation, molecular function: transcription factor binding; amyloid-beta binding. NCBI's taxonomy places the organism in Eukaryota, Metazoa, Arthropoda, Arachnida, Araneae, Uloboridae. Gene Ontology annotation, biological process: regulation of DNA-templated transcription. The coding region runs from base 1 to 2139 and encodes 712 amino acids. Gene Ontology annotation, cellular component: cytoplasm; nucleus. The transcript is spliced from 16 exons.